AUGUGAGCACAACAUGCAACAUAUACGAAAUAUAUAAAGAAAGCGUGGAGAGUCGUUAUGCAUUGUUGAACAGAAAAGAUGCGCCAGAAAAUGAGAUGUGUGUUGAACAUAUGUAGUGCUAUAUGAAGAGUUCAUGAAAGUUCAAGCCUCUCGAUAGGCUAUUUCUAAACUUUUGCUUAAUAAUUCUUGAAUAAUUAUUAUACACCCUUUUUAGGAGCUCAAGAGACUAAAAUCGACAAAACAAGAUAUUUUACCAUUAACAAGACCCAACGUAUACACUUCCUCUCAAACAUUCAGAUACUACCCUAACCUAAUGUUGACUAAAACGUUAAUAGACGUUGUCUACUAAAUAACCAACACACUACCCAUAUGUGACACAAAGUAGUAAUUAUCGUUCUUCUCAUAUUUUAAGCAAAUAAGUGUGGAUGGCGCCUCUGCUGAUACGCGCUUUGGCAAACCCCUCCCGGUGCCACCGUGCGCUCAGAGCGCUGAAACCUUCAGUCCACUGCAGUCACUGGUGACAGAAAACAACGAUCUUACGCCGCUAGGGGACCGUGCAGCAGCACGCCUUUCUCCUCAUUUCAAGGAGGGGACACCAGCUGAAAAGAAGGACAUUUGGAGAGCUCCAGUAACCUGGAGACGUGAUGGAGACCUCCAGCGUGCCAAACACCGACGCUCCUUCAAGCGCGCUCACCGGACUUCUUAACUUCACAGUGGAUGCUCUCAACGUAUCCGAGGACGAGAACCCGUCCAUGGCAGGGUUGCGCGCAACCGAAGAGCCGUUGUCCAUUGUGCUCAGCACUUUCAGGACUGCAUUGACUCCUGCGGGGCUCUUGGCCGAUCCGUUUUCCCCAUCUGAAGAGCCCACUCACAUUAUAGUGGCGUUCUGGGAUUCACCCCUGAGUCACGGAAUUAACGUGUUUGUUGGAUUUGUCUUGUGCUUCACCAUGAUGGGGCUUGGAUGCACGGUGGAGAUCAAUCAACUGGGCGAGCACAUUCGCAAGCCCAUAGGAGUUCUUUUGGCAGUGGUGUGCCAGUUUGUGGUUAUGCCUCUGAUAGCUUUCCUUCUGGCUCUGGCUUUCUCUCUUAAUGAUGUCGCCGCUAUAGCAGUGCUCCUGUGCGGGUGUUGCCCGGGGGGCAACCUCUCCAACAUCCUAUCAUUUCUGGUCAACGGGGAUAUGAACCUCAGCAUAGUCAUGACCAUCUCCUCCACUAUCCUUGCGCUCGUGCUCAUGCCGCUGUGUCUUUGGAUGUACAGUCGCGCGUGGAUCAACACGCCCGUGGUGAACCUGUUGCCCUUCGGCGCGAUCAUUCUCACCCUGUGCAGCACGCUCAUUCCCAUCGGGAUUGGGGUCUGGAUAAGACACCGAUACCCCCGAGUGGCUGACAUCAUCCUUAAGGUUUCCUUAUGGUCUAUCUUUGUCACUCUGUUGAUGCUCUUCAUCAUGACUGGAACGAUGCUGGGCCCGGAGCUGCUGGCCACCAUCCCUGCCUCCGUGUACCUGGUGGCCGUCCUCAUGCCCAUGGCCGGCUAUGCUGCGGGAUACGGCCUGGCGGCACUCUUUGAUCUUCCCCCAAACAGCCGAAGGACUGUGUCUUUAGAGACGGGCUGUCAGAACGUGCAGCUGUGCACAGCCAUCCUAAAGCUCGCCUUCCCCCCGCAGCUGAUGGGAGGCAUGUAUAUGUUUCCUCUGCUGUACGCGCUCUUCCAAGCAGCAGAAGCAGGUCUCUUCAUUCUGGGUUACCGCGUGUACAGGAGAGAGGUGUUGCAAAAACAGGACCUCAUGGAGGAUGAUGACGACACUAACGUAAGCUACAAAAGAAUGAAGGAGGAAGAUGUGCCAUUCGAUUCGAUUUAUGGAGCGGUAACGGCGAGUGAUCCCAAUGUCAUCAUGCUGGAGUCACGAGAUGUUGUAGGAAGCCCAACACCUGUAUAAGAGAAAAACAACUGACUUGGUAUUCACCAUGAACAAGGGACCUGUGUAAUACUGUGCGUCUAUACUUUAGAAUGUAUUUAUGUCUUCAGUCACAGUUGAACUAUUCACGCAAAGCAUUUUAACUAAUAAGUGCCAAACGUUAUUGAUUUUGUGAUUAUUGUGAAAAUGGAAACUAAAGAAGAAACUUGCAUCCAAAGUGAUGAUGAGGGACAUUGCAAGCUAUUACUACAAGUGCCAUAAAGAUGCAAGAACGUGUA
Messenger RNA from Triplophysa dalaica, 2194 nucleotides. It is a transcript of the gene slc10a4, whose product is annotated as solute carrier family 10 member 4. The transcript is spliced from 3 exons. Gene Ontology annotation, biological process: bile acid and bile salt transport. NCBI's taxonomy places the organism in Eukaryota, Metazoa, Chordata, Actinopteri, Cypriniformes, Nemacheilidae. The coding region runs from base 645 to 1937 and encodes 430 amino acids. Gene Ontology annotation, molecular function: bile acid:sodium symporter activity. The record is from RefSeq and is a predicted model, not a curated record. Gene Ontology annotation, cellular component: membrane.